Molecule: messenger RNA, 1869 nt
Organism: Aspergillus steynii IBT 23096
Lineage: Eukaryota; Fungi; Ascomycota; Eurotiomycetes; Eurotiales; Aspergillaceae
Product: DUF3431 domain-containing protein
Exons: 2
Coding region: 268-1506 (412 amino acids)
Source: RefSeq, a predicted model, not a curated record
UCUCGCGGUAAUCUCUGGCUCUCUUCAUCGCAUCUCCUCUUGCUGUCGUGUGCGUUCCUCUUUUUCUUUCCUUCUUCCUCUUCUCUUCCUUCCUUUGCAUCCUUUUGUCUGCCCUUUCUUUUUCAUGCGCCCCCGCCUCCCACAAUCCCUCCCCUGUGCCGUCUGAUGUCACCCGCCGACGCCGCACAUGGUUGACAGACAACACUCCCCUAUUCUUUUGCGACAACCACAUCUUCCACACGAUAUCACUCCCUCACACCGGGUCCGAUGAUUCCAACGCGGCGGGCUAUCCCGCUUCUUGGCCUGGCCUUUUGCGUCUUCCUCCUAUACUCGUUCUCCAGGCUCUCACAAUGGCGCCAGAUGCCGCAAGCUGUUGGCAAGACCGCCGCGACGCCGUCUCCUACGCCGUUUGCUCGCUGGAACAUCAGCGGAGUCGGAUUUGACGAACCACAGGGCCGAGAGCCGUACGCUCCUCUGCCGCAGUAUGUCCCUGGCACGCCCAAACCUCCCGGCUCGACCUACUCGAAAAUGAUCGUGGUCCCGCAGACCAGCGAAGAAGACACGACGUGGAUGGAGUACGAGCUCCCCGGCUGGGAGUCCGCCGUUUACGUGGUCGAUGAUCCCUCGGCGCCUCUGCACCCGCCCCGGAAUAAAGGCCACGAGGUGAUGGUUUAUCUGAGCUUCAUCAUCGACCACUACGACCAGCUUCCCGACAUCGUGGCUUUCAUGCACUCUCACCAGUAUGCCUGGCACAAUGACGAGAUCUUCGGCGGGAAUGCGGCCGAGAUGCUGGACCGACUCAACCCCGCGCGAGUGAUCCGCGAAGGCUACAUGAACCUGCGCUGCACCUGGGCCCCCGGCUGCCCCGACUGGUUGCACCCCGGAACGGUGGAGGAGGACGAGACGAAGCAGGAGGAGACUAUGCUGGCUCGGUCCUGGGGCGAAAUAUUCCCCGACGAUCCCAUCCCGGACGUGUUGGCGCAGCCCUGCUGCGCUCAGUUUGCGGUCUCCCGCGAGCGAAUCCUGUCCAUCCCCAAAGCGCGCUUCGUGUACUACCGCGACUGGAUUCUCCGGACGGAGUUGAGUGACUACAUUUCGGGCCGUGUCUGGGAAUACCUAUGGCAUGUGGUCUUCACCGGAGAAAAUGUGGUCUGCCCCAAGGAGAACGUCUGUUACUGCGACGGGUAUGGAGUCUGCUUUGGCGGCGAAGACGGGUACGACGAGUUCCGCAGCGUUGGUCAGCAGAAGCAGGAGCUGGAGGAGGACCUGAAGCAUUGGUACGGCCAAGCCGAAGUGAUUGAGAUCGCUCGGUUGCGCGGAAACCUGGGGGAGAGCAGCCGUAUCACGGUUCCCGAGCCCGGGAAGGAUCUUUCGCUCCAGGACCAAAUCUAUGCAAAGGAGCUAUUGCUGGACGACAUACUCUUCAAUGCUACGGAACGGGGCAAAGACCCACGAGCUAGAGCCGUGGAGGCCGGAAGACCUUGGAAGGAGGGAGAUGGGUUUUAGCCCAUAUGGACUUAUCUUUCGUCCUCAUGACAGUCAGCUCGGCCUCACUAAAAGCGAUAUCUGCUUUAGAAUCUGGCAAUCUCCAGAAGGACAUUCACCAUCGCCUUCUUGUCUAUAUUUGCAAGAUCUGAUUUGGGCUACGGCUCCUUUCCUAUAUUUCCUGGAAUCUACCCUUGAGUUAUUUGAUUUUUCCUCGGAGCGUUGAGGACUUUGUUUGCACGAAUCGUGGGAGUUAUGUUUGUUUGGAUGGCAUUUCGUCAAAAUUUGUUGACAUCAGGCGCAGUUUAAGUUUGGCAGGCUCCAAACCUACGGAGUUUAAUAGGGUUCUGAAACAGUUGUGAAACGUUAAAUUGAUCAAUAAAC